AUGAUCGACCUGUUUGAUGAAGUAAAGCAGCUAGCCACGAUCAAGAAGCAGCAGAAUGCCAAGCAUAUGACACAAGUGCUCAAGUUUCAAAAUGACAAAAUAAUAGAUAAUUUUAUAGACCCCAGUGGGGACACAGUUAUAGACAUCCCUGGGGAAAGGAACGACGAUUUGAGAAGCUAUGUAGAUGCAGUUCAUUCAAUAAAACAAGAAAUUAAACAAAUCUACACAGUAAUUGAUGAUAUAGAAGUGUUAAGAAAAAAAAUCAACUUAGCCAUAACGACAGAACAGGAAAAUGAAUUAAGUGUUCUACUAAAUAUGCAAAUAAAAAAUGGAAAUAAUACCAUUCAGUCAAUCAAAAUGGAAAUAAAACAUGUCAGGAAGAAAUUUUUAUUCAAAUCACAACAAAAUAAAAUAAUAAAAAAAAAUAUCCACGAUAACUUAAUUCAUGUAUUCAAAAAAGCUUUACAUAGUUACCAACAAAUUCAAAAUGACUACAAUGAAAGUAUGAAGGAUAAAAUGUCGAGACAUAUAAAAAUUAUUUACCCAGAGUACACAGAUGAAGAUAUUAGUUCUGUCCUAAAUCAUGAUGAUAUAAAUACGCAAAAUUUAGUCAAAUGGAAACUACAAGGACAUGAUAAUUUAAAAAAUGCCUUAACCCAUGUAGAAUCCAAAUAUAGAGAUGUUAAGACACUAGAAAAAAAUGUUUACGAUUUACACCAAACCAUAAUAGAACUGUCUACUUCCAAGUGGAUGUUCUACAUAUCCAUGGGAAUCCUCAUUGUUGUGAUUAUUAUCUGUUUACCCGUUUUGGUGAAGUUUCUCUAG
Molecule: messenger RNA, 825 nt
Organism: Plasmodium cynomolgi strain B
Lineage: Eukaryota; Apicomplexa; Aconoidasida; Haemosporida; Plasmodiidae
Product: syntaxin
Exons: 2
Coding region: 1-825 (274 amino acids)
Biological process (GO): vesicle-mediated transport
Cellular component (GO): membrane
Source: RefSeq, a predicted model, not a curated record